AUGCCGGAGACUCUGAUCUCCUGGGUUGACCCCAAAGUGGAGCCAGAGGUCGCCAACGAGCCGGACUUGAUACAGAAAGUGUGUGAGAUUAUCAACAGGGUUCAGCAACGAAACUCUUCCCAUCAUCGGCAUGGCUUUCGUGACACUCAUGUCAAGACGCAGGCCAUUGUGAAAGGAUCGAUGGUCGUUGAGAAGGAUUUGCCACCCCACCUUAGCCAAGGACUCUUCAGCAGAACGGGUCAGACCUAUCCACUUGCCAUCCGAUAUGCCAAUGAACCAAGCUUCCUGCAGGAUGAUCGCGCACCAGGUCCGAGAGGAUGUGGUAUGAAAGUGUUUGACGUCGACGGAGGUUCGUUCCUCGACUCUGCUUGCAGGCGAACCAAGACACAAGAUUUCACUUUCAAAAACGCCCCAUUGCUAGAGCUUCCAGAUUUGCCUACUACGCUCGAGAUCUUUACGAUCAGGGAGCGAAACUUUGACGAUCCGGAUAACCUCAAAGCAGAGUUGAGUAAGCGGAAGGACAAGGAUUUGCAAUUUGCGCCUGCAGGCCUGCACAAUCACCAUUUUAUGGCAUAUACCAUGUACAGCCAAUCUGCUUACCGCUACGGAGACUACGUGGCAAAGUAUGCCAUGUUCCCUACCAGCCGACUGCAGCAGGAGCUCGCCGCACAGGCAAAGAUCACAGAUGACAGCGAUCCUGACCAGCAUUCGCUGUGGCCACGAGAGUACUUCCACCAGCACGAUGCAACCUUCGACUUCGGGAUACAGCUAUGUCGUGGUCUCGAUGAGCAAAGUGUCGAAGACUGCUCCAAGACGUGGGAUGAAGGAAAGUAG
Messenger RNA from Recurvomyces mirabilis, 834 nucleotides. RefSeq lists its product as uncharacterized. Bases 1 to 834 code for a protein of 277 amino acids. Gene Ontology annotation, molecular function: heme binding. The transcript is spliced from 2 exons. Lineage: Eukaryota; Fungi; Ascomycota; Dothideomycetes; Mycosphaerellales; Teratosphaeriaceae. The record is from RefSeq and is a predicted model, not a curated record.